UAAUCACCAUAAACAGACCUUUCAUUCCUCUGAAUCUGACCUCAUAAACCAGUCAGAUUCACCCUCUAAAAUCUACUCAUUCCAAUCCUCCAUAAAUUCACCAUCUUUCUCUCUCCUCUCCUUCUUUCUCUCCAACACAAAGAAAUGGCGACUUCUUCGGACAAGAACGGGACCAACCCGGCUCUUGACCCGGACUUGGACUCCCCGGGCGACCCGGCUCACGAGUUGGCUCAGUUCGGAGCUGGGUGCUUCUGGGGCGUGGAGCUCACGUUCCAGCGAGUGGUCGGCGUCGUCAAGACCGAGGUUGGCUACUCGCAGGGCCACGCGCCGGACCCGAAUUACAAACUGGUUUGCUCUGGAUCCACCAACCACGUCGAGGUGAUUCGGGUCGAGUUCGACCCGAAAGUUUGUCCUUACACUCAUCUCCUCUCUGUUUUCUGGGGUCGCCAUGAUCCCACGACUCUCAAUCGCCAGGGUGGUGAUGUUGGGGCUCAAUAUAGAUCAGGAAUAUACUACUACAAUGAAACUCAAGCUCGUUUAGCUCAGCAAUCAAAGGAAGCUAAGCAGUUGGAGUUGAAGGAUAAGAAGAUAGUGACAGAAAUUCUUCCAGCAAAGAGAUUCUACAGAGCUGAGGAGUACCAUCAGCAGUAUCUUGAGAAGGGUGGCGGCCAAGGCCGGAACCAAUCCGCCGAGAAGGGCUGCACUGAUCCCAUCAGAUGCUAUGGCUAGGGCUAAGGCUAACCUAAAUAAAAAUAAAACAAAUAAAAAGCUUGCAUGUUUGGAACAUAAAUUCCAUCAGUUGUGUAAUCCGUGUUAUGUGCACUAAUUAUGUAUGCAUAAUUUGGAGUCUAUCCUUGUUUUAAGGCCUCUUUUGUGUAUUACUUUCUUGUUAAUAAAUGCCAACCUUUGAUAUCGAUA
This is a messenger RNA of Morus notabilis, 918 nucleotides long. Its product is annotated as peptide methionine sulfoxide reductase. Lineage: Eukaryota; Viridiplantae; Streptophyta; Magnoliopsida; Rosales; Moraceae. The transcript has 2 exons. Bases 145 to 729 code for a protein of 194 amino acids. The record is from RefSeq and is a predicted model, not a curated record. Gene Ontology annotation, molecular function: peptide-methionine (S)-S-oxide reductase activity.